CUCCGGCCGCUGGUGAAGACGCUGCGCGAUUUGGAGACCUUCUAUGACGUGUUGGGCGGCGUGAUCGGGUACCAGUUCGCGGCGCUGGAGCUGAUCCACGAGCAGUUUGGGGGGCCGCCGCCGAGCACGCGCGCGAGGGCGUGCCUGAACGAGACGCUUCACGUCCCGGUCGGCCCGGAUCUGCGCGACGGCGGCGGCGAGUUCGCCGCGAGAGCCGCGGCGUGGGGACUGGAGGAGCUGCCGAAGAUGGCGGAGGUGUACCCGCUCGGCGGCGCCGGCGACCGCCUCGGUCUCUGCGACCCGUCGCUCCCCGCGGCGUUGCUUCGGUACAACGGCAGGACGCUCGUGGAAGGGCUGCUGCGCGACCUCACCGCGAGGGAGUGGCUGUAUUACAAGGUGCACGGCGGCGAGCGACACGUCACGCCGGUGGCGGUGAUGACGUCGGCGGCGAAGGGCAACCACCGACGCAUAGAGCAGCUCAUCCGAGACAACGACUGGUUCGGGCGCGGCGAGACCGGGCUGUUCGAACAGCCGCUCGUGCCCGUGGUGACGACGAAGGGCGGCGAGUGGGUUCCGCUCGAGGGCCAGGCGGCGUUCGCGAUCUCGCUCAAGCCCGGCGGCCACGGCGCGAUUUGGAAGCUGAUGCACGACCAGGGCGUCUUCACGUGGCUCGGCGCCAAGGGAAGGAAGGGCGCGGUGGUGCGGCAGAUCACGAACCCGAUGGCGGGCACGGACACCACGCUCCUCGCGCUGUCCGGCGUGGGAAGGAGAGGCGACAAGGCGUUGGGCUUCGCGUCGUGCGAGCGGCAUUUGGGCGCGAGCGAAGGCGUCAACGUGCUCGUGGAGCGCGUCAACGAAGACGACGACGACGACGACGCCUCGCGCAGCUACAGCUACGGGAUAUCCAACGUGGAGUACACGGUGUUGCAGCAGCGGGGGAUAUCGGACGAGCCCGUGGCGCCCGGCAGCAGCGAGAGCGCGUACCCGGCGAACACGAACGUGCUGUACAUCGGGUUGGAGAAGAUUCGCGACGCGUUGCGUUCCUCGCCGCGCGGCGCGUUUCCGGGACUCCUCGUCAACUUGUCGAAGCCCGCGCAUCCGAACGGGUGCAAGGGGGGGCGACUGGAGACGUCCAUGCAGAACAUCGCGGACGCGCUGAUGCACACGACAACGCCCGGCGACGGACCGUUACCUAUGGACCAGUGGGAAAACCUCCCGACGUUUGUGCUGUACACGCUGCGGCGGCGAAUCACGAGCAGCGCGAAGAAGAAGCGCGACCCGGCUAAUCCGAACCUCGCGCAGACGCCGGAGGGGUCGUUUCUCGACCUCCUCAAAAACGCGUCGGACCUUCUCGCGCGGUGCGACGUCGCGCAUCCGGACCCGGACGCGAUGGACGUGGCGGCGUACUUGGAGGACGGCCCGAGCUUCAUCUUCUCCGCGAACCCGGCGAUCGGCCCGCUGUGGGACGUGACGUCGCAGAAGAUUCGCGGCGGCGCGCUUCGCGAACGCGCGGAGGUGCGUCUGGAGAUUGCGGAGAUCGAGUGGAAAGACGUCGACGUGGACGGGAGCUUGCUGAUCACCGCGGACGCGCCGUUCGGCGAGGAGAAAGUCGACGACGACGCCGGAGCCGCGCGCGGUAAACCGACGUCGUUCGACGACGACGCGUGCGGGCGAUGCCGGCUGCGCGGCGUCGCGGUUCGCAACGCGGGCGUGGACUGGUCCGCUCCGGACGACGAGGCGUGGAGCGCGACGCUGACGCGAUCCGAGUCGUGCGUCGUGCGCCUGCGCGGGAACGCGGAGUUCGACGCGAGGGACGUGACGCUGUCCGGGGACGUGAUGUACGACGUCCCCGCGGGCUGGCGCCUAUCUCUGCGCCCCGACACUGAUGAGAGAGGCGGCGAGAGCCUCGGCGCGGUGCGGGAGGAGUGGACGGAUCUUAGCGCCGCCGGCGGAGGGCCGACGUGGCGAUGGGCGUACGACGUCAGCGACGGCGGGAGGGUGGGGCUGCGUUUGGAGGAGAGACUCGACGUGGGGUCGCACGGGGACAGCCGCGAGGCGGCUGAAGCGGCGGUGGGGAAGAGCAGGAAGAGUAGGAAGAGUAUGGAGGAAGCACAGGACGGGGAACUGCGCGGGAACUCGGCGGUGUCGAGAGGGGGGGAAAGCGGCGGGGGCGGCGCCGCGCCGAGGAAGAGCAAAGGCGGCGCCACCCCGGAGAAGAGACGCGCCCCCGCGAGAUGA
Messenger RNA from Micromonas pusilla CCMP1545, 2238 nucleotides. RefSeq lists its product as uncharacterized. The annotation marks the transcript as partial. The transcript is spliced from 4 exons. Lineage: Eukaryota; Viridiplantae; Chlorophyta; Mamiellophyceae; Mamiellales; Mamiellaceae. Gene Ontology annotation, biological process: UDP-N-acetylglucosamine biosynthetic process. Gene Ontology annotation, molecular function: UDP-N-acetylglucosamine diphosphorylase activity. The record is from RefSeq and is a predicted model, not a curated record.